AUCAACUUCCCCAUGUUCACCCGCAUUCCCCCUCCGAUAUCAUCCUUCACCGCUACUCCACCGCAGAUAAAACGACAACGAUGUCUUCCCUCCCUCCUCCGCCGUCGCAAAAUCAAAAUCAAAAUCGCAGCACCAACCACGGCCCCGCAAACGCAAAUCAAUGGAACUCGACACCUGCGCCCCCUCCACCACCUCCACAGGAGCGCAUACUCCCUCCCUCCCCCCCCUGGCACCUCUCCACCCGUUCACCGUGACCGCGCUCCCCGGCAAAGGGCUGGCACUUCUCGCCACCUCGUUCAUCCCAACCGGAACACACCUCUUCUCAGAAUCACCGUUACUCCUGUUAACCUCCUCGUCCUCGCACGCGCUCCCGCAAUCAACGCGGGUACUGGCGGGGUUCUCGCUGCUCCCGCCGGCGCCGCGCGCCGCGCUGCUGGCACUGUGCUCGAAUCUGCCGCUGAUACCGGUGCCCACUGACGAGUCCACCGCCCUCGCCGUCUGGAAGGCGAAUAAUUUCUGCUUGGAUAGUGAGGGCACCGUUAAUGGCGUCUUUGCACUCGCCGCGAGACUGAAUCAUGCUUGUGUUGGUGGCGAGAAUUGUAGGUGGGUUUGGGUUGCGGAUGGGGAGGGCGAAGGCAAGGGGGAGGACGGCGGGGAGGGGGAAGGGGAGGCGGAGAGAGGGCAGAUUCAGUUCUGGACGGAUAGGGAUAUCGCGGUGGGGGAGGAACUAACGCACUGCUACCGGCCCGACUGGCGGAUGGGCACCGUCAAUCGGCGAGCGGCGCUGUCGGAAGAGUACGGCUUCGACUGUGGAUGCACUACGUGCGAGGAGCCCGAGGUCGAUGAUUGA
Messenger RNA from Tricharina praecox, 850 nucleotides. RefSeq lists its product as uncharacterized. Gene Ontology annotation, molecular function: protein binding. NCBI's taxonomy places the organism in Eukaryota, Fungi, Ascomycota, Pezizomycetes, Pezizales, Pyronemataceae. The record is from RefSeq and is a predicted model, not a curated record. Bases 161 to 850 code for a protein of 229 amino acids. The transcript is spliced from 2 exons.